UAAUUGCCGGCCAUUAGGUCCACGAUAUCCCGAUGACGAACAUAAUUAUUAUUACACUCUCACCGCAGUCGCGCACGAACCAUGGUUCACGGGUUACCAUCACUCACCGAAUCGCCACUCGUGCGAUCUUUCGGAAGUUUUGCCGCAGUUUACGUUGGACGUCAUUAUUGUAUGCGUAUUCUUAAGAUUUUUUUAUGGCAAAAAUAAAAUGUUUCAUCUGUACUGCUCAUGAUUAGAGUAUUGUUUGAUGUACCUACAACGUAUGUUAUACACUCGACGAACAUAUUAUUCGCGAGCGAUGGAGUUAUCGCUGCAGUUAUUGUCUUUAAUCGCAUUGCUGUUGUGUCACCCUGUCGUUUUGGUGUCGCUCCGACGGAAUAUCACUAGAAAUGUAUAUGGCCGCGGGAACCAAAGGACUAACGACGAAGCAGUGAAUUCGAGAUGUCAACCGUGCACGUGUGGUAUUGGAUAUCCCGGAACAAGGAUCGUGGGAGGCAGCGAAGUCAGGGAGAACGAAUAUCCUUGGAUGGCUUCGCUGUGGAACGCCAAGAGGAAGUUCUUCUGCGGCGGUUCCAUCGUCACUGAUCAGUACGUGCUCACGGCUGCCCACUGUUUGAGUGAAGUACCGGUUACCAAUUACCGAGAGAUACACGUUGUGUUCGGGCAGACUAGAAGACCCGCAAGACUGUAUCAGGGCGGACCUCACGUCAUCCGCGCAGCAGUAGUGAAGAUCCACCACAAGUAUGACCGACAGGGAGCGAAUGUGCACGACAACGACAUAGCGCUGGUCAAGAUGGUUAGACCCGUGAAAUUCGAACGCACUGCCCAGCCUAUUUGUCUGCCUAUGAUCAGGUACGACUACGGUGGGUUGACCGCGGCCGUGGCCGGGUGGGGGCAGUUGAGCGAGGACAGUGGCACGUCGCUGAGUCUCAGGCACGCCACGCUUCCUGUGUGGACCGAAAAGGAAUGCACCGCCGUUCCCGAGAUCGAGAAAACGGGAUACACGUCCAACAUGAUGUGCGCCGGGCUCCGGGAUGGAGGAGUGGAUUCGUGUCAGGGCGACAGCGGUGGACCUCUGAUGCUUCAAGAUAAUAGUGAAAAAAUAACAGUGGCAGGUAUCGUUUCUUGGGGCAUUGGGUGUGGAGCUCCAAAACUCCCUGGAGUGUACACGAGGGUCGACAAAUAUCUGGGAUGGAUAAUGAGAAACACGAAAGACAGUUGCCACUGUACUAACUGAAUCCAGUUUUCAUGACUGUUGUACACUACUGUAAAAA
Molecule: messenger RNA, 1274 nt
Organism: Myzus persicae (green peach aphid)
Lineage: Eukaryota; Metazoa; Arthropoda; Insecta; Hemiptera; Aphididae
Product: transmembrane protease serine 9-like
Exons: 7
Coding region: 248-1237 (329 amino acids)
Biological process (GO): proteolysis
Molecular function (GO): serine-type endopeptidase activity
Source: RefSeq, a predicted model, not a curated record